CCUCGGUUACGUCGCAGCAGUUACAGUGUGACUGGAGAGGAGAGCGCACAGACCGACUCGCCUUAAACGUAAACCCUACAGCCGAUGGAAAGGUUGGACAUCUGUUUAUUCGCCCUGCUCGUGUCUCACUACAUCUGGAAGAUUCUCUUCAUCGCGUGCCUCUUCGUCAGUGGGGCGCCCACGGAGCGCACCAACUAUGGAUUGCUUAAUUGAAGUUGGACCACCUGAUCCGGUUUGCGUCGGGACAAACGAGCGACACUAAAGCGAGAGAAGUUGUUCAAGACACUCGUGCAAAUCGCUUUGUUUCCUGGUCAGAGACCUGGCGUGAGAGGCAGACCCUUUAUCCCCAGGAUACAGCGCACCAUCCGUGUGCGCGUAAAGGACGUGGACAUUCCGUUCAAAUGAAAUACUCUGUGCUGUGUUUUUAUUAAUUAUGAGGCAAAUCUGCUAGAAUAGAGAGUGCGCAUGUUUGGUUGACUGGUUCCUCUCGGCUUUUAUUACGCGCAUUACCAGUUGUGCGUUAAAGAUUAGCCCAAGUCAUCCACCACGAGAGGACCUGCGGUCACAGGCCUGAUCAGCCACCGUGACAGGGUUUGUUUAGAACUUUGACUGCAGCCAAGAGUUUUUAAAGCUGCAGCCAAGUUCACCGGUGUGGUAGGCGUGAGCUAUGGCUUUACCAGACAGUGGCAUAUCCGGGGAGGAAGUACCCUUCCCAGAGAUUAUAGAGCUUAAUGUCGGAGGCCAGGUGUACAUAACCCGCUACUCUACCCUCACAAGUGUGCCAGAGUCUCUGCUGUGGGAGAUGUUCAGUCGAAAGUCAGCCAAGGGACUGGCCAGGGACACCAAGGGGCGCUUCUUUGUGGACCGUGAUGGUUUCCUGUUCCGCUACAUCUUGGACUACAUGCGGGACCAGCAGCUGGUUCUUCCAGACCACUUCCCUGAGCGCGGGCGUCUGCAGAGGGAGGCUGAGUUCUUCAAUCUGCCAGAGCUUGUCAAGCAGCUGGCGCCCAAAAUCAGCAAGCAGAACUCACUGGGUGACGAGGGAUGCCAGAGCGACCCAGAGGACUCCUCACCUGGGAUUGACUCGGCCCGUAACCUUAGCUCCAUUGGUGCUGCCGCUGCCGCCUGUGCCAGCCUGGUCCCCGGUGGCAUGGAUGGAAAGCGGUCCGGGUUCAUCACUAUCGGGUACCGGGGCUCGUACACGUUAGGCCGCGACAGCCACACCGAUGCCAAAUUCCGCCGGGUGGCAAGAAUCAUGGUGUGUGGGAAGACCUCCCUGGCCAAAGAGGUCUUUGGAGAGACACUUAAUGAGAGCCGUGACCCUGACCGCCCUCCUGAGCGCUACACAUCACGCUACUAUCUUAAGUUCACCUUUCUGGAGCAGGCUUUUGACAAGCUGGCCGAUGCAGGUUUCCACAUGGUGGCCUGUAACUCCACAGGAACCUGCGCCUUUGCCCAUGAGCAAACUGAUGACAAGAUCUGGACCAGCUACACUGAAUAUGUGUUCUACCGUCGUUCAGUAAAUUCCGAUGCAACAAAGUUUGACUCCCCAGCUUUGACUGAAGUGGAAACCUCGUCGUCCGCUGCUGCUCGUGCUGCAGUGGAGUCUAACAGCGCAGGCCGAACCCAAAGUCUUCCAGAAUCCAGCCACAUCACCACGCCGGGUGUAAGAAACCCACUGCCCCUGGAUUCUCCUCUGCUGCCUCCUCCCGCUGCAGACAGCCAUGACCUCCUUCAUCUGUCACUUCCUGACCUGCCUCCACCUCCGCCAGCAUGCAAACCAUUAUCUAAUUCCAGCCGUCCUCCUCCUCUUCCUCCUCUUCCUCCUCCCCCUCUUCCAUCUCCUCCUCCCCCAAUGCUGCAUCUUGGUGAGAGUCUCCAACGUCCUACCACCCUCACCUUGAAGACACUGCCGCGACCUGCCGCGAGGGAGAAUGGUGUCCCACCACUUGGGGUGGAUGAGGACGAACAGGAGAGGAAGAUGCUGGAGGAGGAUCUGAAAAAAUGUAUCGACGACUUCAAAAGGAUCCGCUUGCCCAGGCAGUUUCCGGAUCGCAAGAGGCACUGGCAAAGUGACUUGCUCAAAAAGUACAAUGCGUAGCGUAUACUUUACAAACAACCUGAGAGCAGCAGACUUUUGAUCCAUAGUUAGGGAAUGCUUAUUGUAGCAGCCUUUGCAUGUCAACAGAACAAAACUGAACAAGUAUAGUGUGCAGUGUUUAGGCUGAGCUAGUAAAUAGCAUCAACUGGCAAAUAGUAAUGACAUCACCCAUAAGAAUCUGAACUCCUGUGGUCAAACCUCGAGAUAUGUGUUUUGGAAGUUGAGGUUUUUGGUAACCAGGCUCCUGUUGGAUGAUACCAGCUGUCAAUCAUGCUGCUGUCUAUUCAUGUGAGCGGAAACUAGUAAAUGAAAGCAUGAACUCCUCAGGACAACGUCCACUGACAUUAUAAAUCCAGUGAGAACAAGGAUCAUUUUCCAUAGACUUUUAGUUGCUCCUUGGUGGUGAUUCAACAUAUUCUUGGGUUUUCCUUAGCCACCAGAGGAAUAUAUCCACUUUUUAUAUCAAUGGUAAAUAUUUAUUAUCUAUUAUAAAUAUUUAUUUUAGUGCUUUUCUAGUCUUGAUGUCCACACAAAGCUACACACACUACAGUUUUCACCCAUUAACUCACACAUUCAUGCUAUGUUCAGUGCAUUUUUCUAUCACACAUCUUUCAUUCCCAUUCAUUCCCAUGCACUAACUUGAGGUUAAGUGUCUUGCCCAAGGACACAUAGGCAUGUACACAAGUGAUUAUAAUAUAACUAUAUAGUAUAACUAACCUUCCAGUUGAGGUCUACCACUGAGCUACCGUCGUCUCACAUAAUUAUGGUCAGUGCACAAGCUCUGUCUCUUCUCAUUAUAGAACUCCCCUUUACAAACUGUGAAUGAGUUUUGUUUUUAUUCCACAUGAAUUUUGGUGGAAACAAAAACAUAUUGUUUUCCGUCAUUUAAAGAACAAUAUGUGUAACGUAUCAUUGAACAAAUGGAAAAUGUAGAAUAAGUGUGAAACUUUAGGCGUUUGACAUUCUGGAUUCAAAAAAUAAAUAAAUCAAUCAAUAUAUAUAGACUAUAUACAUAAAAAUAUAUACAUAUACAUAUAUAUGUGCAUGCAGCAGUAAAUUGCAGUGUGAAAAGUACACAACUCCUUAUAUGGACAUCCUGGGGGUGUGUUCAUAGG
This is a messenger RNA of Solea solea (common sole), 3216 nucleotides long. It is a transcript of the gene kctd12b, whose product is annotated as potassium channel tetramerisation domain containing 12b. Gene Ontology annotation, molecular function: protein binding. The transcript is spliced from 2 exons. Gene Ontology annotation, biological process: regulation of G protein-coupled receptor signaling pathway; protein homooligomerization. The record is from RefSeq and is a predicted model, not a curated record. Lineage: Eukaryota; Metazoa; Chordata; Actinopteri; Pleuronectiformes; Soleidae. Bases 668 to 2101 code for a protein of 477 amino acids.